Messenger RNA from Dictyostelium discoideum AX4, 1392 nucleotides. RefSeq lists its product as hypothetical. The transcript has a single exon. The record is from RefSeq and is a predicted model, not a curated record. The coding region runs from base 1 to 1392 and encodes 463 amino acids. Lineage: Eukaryota; Evosea; Eumycetozoa; Dictyosteliales; Dictyosteliaceae.
AUGGAAAAAUCAAAAGAAGAAGCAGCAUUAAUUCAAAAAGCAAUUGAAAAAUGUUUUUCAUUAUAUUUAUCAAGAGCAGAGAUUAUGUUAAUGUUACAACAUCAAUUUAAUGUUAAUCCAGAAUUUUUAGAGAGUUUAUUAAAUAAUAUCGAACAAACUAAUCCCGAAUUCUUUAGAGUUUAUUAUCUAAGAUUAAGAAUAAAACAACAAAUACAGGAUUUUAAUCAACUAUCAAGUUUAAUUUUAAAAAAUAAAAAUAAUCAAAUUAAAAUUCAAAAUAAUAAUAGUAAUAAUACUCAAAGUAAUAAUAAUAAAAACAAUAAUAUGAAUAAUAAUAAUAAUAAUAAUAAUAAUUAUAUUAGUGAUUUUAAUAAUAGUAAUGAAAGAACUAAUAUGUUAUUAUCAAAUCUUCAAAUGCAAUUACAACAACAAUUACAACAGCAACAUAAUAAUAAUAAUAAUAAUAAUAAUAAUAAUAAUAAUAGUCAUCAUCAUCAUCAUAGUGAUAGUUCACCAAUUCAAACAUUUUCAUAUGACCAUAUAAAUGGUGGUCAAAAUCAAACACAUUCACCACCAAUGGCACCAUUACCAUUACCAAGUCAAGAUAAUAAUGGUUUAUUUGCAUCAGUUAGUGGUUUUCUACCUUUAUCCAAUAGUUUAUUAAGUGUUCAACUUCCAACUUCAACUUCUCCAAUAUUAACCUCAAAUAAUAAUAGUAAUAGUAAUAAUAAUAACAAUAAUAAAAAUAAUAAUAAUAAUAAUAGCAAUAACAAUAGCAAUAACAAUAGUAAUAAUAAUAAUAAUAAUAAUAAUAAUAAUAAUAAUAAUAAUAAUAAUAAUAAUAAUAAUAAUAAUAAUAAUAAUAAUAGUAAUAAUAAUAAUAGUAAUAGUAAUAAUAAUAACACAAAUAAUAGUAAUACUAGUAGUCAUUCAUUAUAUAAGUCAACCGAUUUCUUUAGUUUUUAUGAUCAUCAAAAUAAUGGGACUACUACACCUCCUAAUACGACUACAACACCACCGACAACUUCAACUACAACUCCAUCUACAAACUCACCUGUAAUUACAUCAUCUUCAUCCACAUCUUCCUCUUCCUCAACUAAUACUACUAAAAAUAGUAAUAGUAAUAAUAAUAACAAUACAAAUACUACAAAUACAACAACCAAUACUGAUUCUACAUCAACUGUAACAAAUACUAAUACAAAUUCGCCACCAAUUAAUUUAAAUUCUACAUUAUUAACACCCCAUUUUGCAAGUUUUAUUGAACAAAGUCAACAAAUUCCAAAUUUAAAUAAUAUUGAAUAUAAUUUUUCAUUUAAUCAAUCAUCAAAUAAAAUACCAAUAAAUGGUUUAAAUCAAAGUUGUGAUUUCGAAUCAUUUUUAAAUUUAAAAUAA